AUGGAUAGUCUGAUGAACUCUGGUAGAAGUUACCUAGAGUCAUUUGGUUACCUGAAGAAAGGCCAGCUAGAGAUAGGCAACCUGCUCAUGGGCGACAAGGUUCAAGAGUACGAAGACGAUUUGAAGAUUGCUAUCAAAACUUUACAACAAUUUGGAGGAAUACCAGUAACGGGAGUGGUAGACGAAGCGACCAAGCACCUGAUGCGGCAGAAGCGAUGUGGCCGGCCGGACCGGGAGGUAGGCGAAGAAAAUGCCCGAAGAAGAAAGAGGUUUGCAGUACAGGGGGAGAAGUGGAAACACACCAACUUAACUUGGAGGUAA
Messenger RNA from Ostrinia furnacalis (Asian corn borer), 321 nucleotides. Its product is annotated as matrix metalloproteinase-2-like. Gene Ontology annotation, molecular function: metalloendopeptidase activity. The record is from RefSeq and is a predicted model, not a curated record. The transcript has 3 exons. Lineage: Eukaryota; Metazoa; Arthropoda; Insecta; Lepidoptera; Crambidae. Bases 1 to 321 code for a protein of 106 amino acids. Gene Ontology annotation, biological process: extracellular matrix organization; collagen catabolic process.